Molecule: messenger RNA, 1683 nt
Organism: Helobdella robusta
Lineage: Eukaryota; Metazoa; Annelida; Clitellata; Rhynchobdellida; Glossiphoniidae
Exons: 5
Coding region: 68-556 (162 amino acids)
Biological process (GO): proton transmembrane transport
Cellular component (GO): proton-transporting V-type ATPase, V0 domain
Molecular function (GO): proton-transporting ATPase activity, rotational mechanism
Source: RefSeq, a predicted model, not a curated record
AGCGAUUAGGUGUCUGUCUGAUGUACCGCCCACUUUUAAAUUUUACGUUUAAAAAUUCUGUCUGAAAAUGUCUCAAGAUAAUCCUCUUCAGCCACCUUACACCCCCUUCUUCGGCGCCAUUGGGGCAGCCAGCGCCAUCGUUUUUAGUUCCCUUGGAGCUGCCUAUGGAACUGCAAAAUCUGGAUGUGGAAUUGCAAACAUGGCCAUAUUGCGCCCGGAUUUGAUUAUGAAAUCCGUCAUUCCUGUUGUCAUGGCUGGUAUCAUUGCUAUCUAUGGUCUGGUGGUGGCCGCUCUCAUAGCCAACGGCAUUGGGGAUCCUAAGACGUCGAAAUACUCGUUAUACAAGAGCUUCCUGGACCUUGGAGCAGGACUUAGUGUGGGAUUGUCAGGACUGGCUGCCGGGUUUGCCAUUGGUGUGGUGGGGGAUGCAGGCGUCAGGGGCGUCGCACAUCAGCCAAAGUUGUUUGUCGGGAUGAUUUUAAUUUUAAUUUUUGCAGAAGUACUUGGCCUCUAUGGUCUCAUUGUGGCUCUCAUCCUAUCCACUAAAAAUAAUUAGUGUUGGCCUUCGUGCAUUCGUCUGUGUAAGUGUGUGCGUAUGUGUGUGAGUGUGAUAUGUGUGCGCCUGUUGUGAAUAAAAGGAUAGCCUUAAACAGUUAAGAGGCUUUCUUAAUUUUUUUCUUCAUAAAUAUUAGUUUCUUCUAUAGGUUCAUCAUCCAUUCAUUCACUUCAUUAUCUCUGUUUUAAUUGAUAUUUUGGAAAAUUUAUUUAUUUGUUUGUUUGUUUUAUUUAUUUAUUUAAUCAAUUAUUCUUACACAGAGUCGUGUUAUUUAUGAGUCAAUCACAUGUUCUUCAGUUUAAUUUUCUCCUCAAAGUUUCAUCAUGAAAGGCCUUAUUUUAUAAGUCCAGCUUAACUUCCAACCAUGUCUUUGAUCCUCUUUUUCAAUGAUUUAUCUUCUCAAUCAUGAACAUGUCAAUAAUUAUUUUCUUAUAACUAUUAUUUUUCAAGAUAUUCAUAAUUUUUGUGUUGUAUGAUGUAAGGGCUGUGAAACUCCGUAAAGUUAUUUCAAAGCAUCCUGUGAAUGUAUUUCCAUUUGUAAUUUAUAUUUACAAUGAUUUACCUGAUUUGGAAGGCAAUUAUUUUUGUAAUAAUAAUUGUAAUAAUAGUAAUAAUGGUAAUGAUAAUACUGUUGGCAGUAGUAAUAAUAAUAAUAAUAUAAAUGACAUGCAUUAAUCAUAUUAAUGAUGAUGGUCUUACACAACCUCCCAAUUACCUGUGACAUGUUACACCAAGUUGCCUUUUACUCUGAGUACAUUCUUUUAUUAUUGUUGUUAUUAUUAAUAUUAUUAUUGUGCUGUUGUGGUUGUUGUUAUUAUUAUUAUUAUUAUAAUUAUAUUCUAAUUUUUGCUAUAAUAUUAUUACUACUUGUUUAUAUUAUAACUUUUCGCAGUCUUAAUCUUCCAGUAUUUUCCAACCUUUACCAUGAUUGCUUACCAUUUUUACCGAGUAUUAUUACUACUGAUUCACUUUGUUGCUACUGUUUUGUCAACCAAAAUCAAAAAAUUUUUUUUUUCACUGUUAAUUUUAUAUACUAUUUUCUAUACAAACUUGAACACCAAUAUUAUAGUCACACACACGCGCGCGCACACAUAUAUAAUGUUGCCUUUGAAUGCUUAUAUAUAUAU